AGAGGUAACGACUUGUCUUGGGCUUGUUGUGCAGUGACUCCGCUCGUGCGUGACUGGACUCCAGCGACACUUCGGGACACAGACGGACGCCCGGAGCGCGUCAGCCUGCGCGCAGUCUGCCAGCCGGAUCGAUACACCAGCAAUUAGUCAGAGCCAAUUAGUUCCCAUUAGCCAGCCAGCAAGUCCAGUCAGAGCGCGUUCUUCUCUCUCGCAGCCGGGAUGUGCGCGUAGGAAGCCCGUCAGGCUCACGCAGCAGCACCACAGCACCCGGAGGUGCCCGACCAUGGACCGGAUCGGGGUGUCCUUCCUGGACCCGUUGGACGACUACGAGCUGAUUCAGCGGAUCGGGUGCGGUACCUACGGGGACGUGUUCAAGGCUCGUAACAUCAGGACAUCUGAACUGACGGCUAUCAAGAUUGUCAAGCUCGACCCUGGUGAUGACAUCACGUCCAUCCAACAGGAGAUUACCAUGAUGAAGGAGUGCAAGCACAAAAACAUCGUGUCCUACUUCGGCAGCUACCACAGGAACACCAAGCUGUGGAUCUGCAUGGAGUACUGUGGUGGAGGGUCACUGCAGGACAUUUACCACGUGACGGGCCCAUUAAAGGAGAAGCAGAUCGCGUACGUGUGCAGAGAAACCCUCCAGGGUUUGUAUCACCUGCACGAAACUGGCAAAAUGCACAGAGACAUAAAGGGAGCCAACAUCCUUUUGACAGAGAGAGGAGAUGUGAAACUGGCUGACUUUGGAGUGGCAGCGGAGAUCAGUGCCUCCGUAGCCAAAAGGAAGUCUUUCAUAGGAACUCCCUACUGGAUGGCUCCGGAGGUGGCUGCAGUCGAGAAGAAGGGUGGCUACAACCACCUGUGUGACAUCUGGGCCGUCGGCAUCACCGCCAUCGAGCUGGCGGAGCUCCAGCCGCCCAUGUUCGACCUCCACCCGAUGAGAGCUCUGAUGUUGAUGUCCAAGAGCAACUUCCAGCCUCCAAGACUAAAGGAUAAAACCAAAUGGUCAGCAGGUUUCCAAAGCUUUGUGAAGAUGUCUCUCAUUAAAAGCCCUCGUAAACGGCCCUCAGCUGAGACGCUGCUGCAGCAUCCGUUCGUGACACAGCUCCUGACCCGCAACCUGGUCAUUGAGCUGCUGGACAUGGCCAACAACCCUGAGCUCCACACCGGCCACACGCACAGCAUGGACGACACCGAGCUGGAGGUUGGGGAAGUGGCUCCUGACAAGAUUCAGUCAGCAGGGAAACGCCUGCCUGUGGAGAGGACCCUGUCUGAAGAACAAUUCGACCAGGUGAAGUUUGGGCCUCCACUGAGGAAGGUCACUGAGCCGUAUCCUGAUUUGCAGGGCUCCUAUGAUGACGACUGGAGUCUGUCUGGAGAUGAAGACAACUCACCGAGCCUGUUGGAAUGUGUGGAGCAAGCUCUGCAGCUGAGGAGUUUAACCAUUAGAAGGGCGCCAUCUACUGAUGGAGCUAGGAAGAGUGGUUUAUUCAGUCCGUCCACAGCAUCGCUGCCAGCCUUCAGCUCCUUAACUCCCAACACAGAGGACAGUGACCCGACGCUGAGACCCAGCUGCACACUGGGCCCCGACGCUGCUGUCCCCGCUGACCCCAACUCCACAACAGUGUUGGCCAGGUGCUCGGCCACACAGGACAUCAGACAGCGCUGCAGCGGCCCAUGCCUGCAGGGGGCGGACACUGCAGCGGCAGAGAAGAAGAAAGUGGCCACCGUUUGCUCUCCGAAAAGAGAGACGCCACUUUCACCCGAAUGGAGCACGCUGAGGAAAAAGAGCGAGGACGCUAGGGCUGAUUGUCAUGGACUUCCUCCUACCCCUCAAGUCCAUAUGGGAGCCUGUUUCUCCAAGGUCUUCAAUGGUUGUCCUCUUCAAAUCCACUGUGCCGUCACAUGGGUUCUACCCAAGACGAGAGAUCAGUACCUUAUUCUUGGGGCAGAGGAGGGCAUCUACACACUGAACCUGAAUGAACUUCAUGAGGACACGCUAGAGAAGCUGCUGCCUCAGCGAUGCACAUGGCUGUAUGUUAUGAACAACGUGCUGAUGUCCGUAUCAGGGAAGUCCUCCCAGCUUUACUCCCACAGUCUGGCUGCUCUGUUUGAACAGAGAGGACACCUGCAGAAGAAACACGGCAGUCUGUCGCUCAGCACCAGCCGCUUCACCGAGCGGAUCAGCUCCAGCCACAGAAAGUUUGCCACGUCUGUGAAGAUCCCCGACACUAAAGGCUGCAGGAGAUGUAGUUUAGCACGAAACCCGUACACAGACAGCACAUUUCUAUGUGGCGCGGUUCCGUCUGGCCUGGUUCUUCUUCUGUGGUAUGAGCCUCUGCAGAAGUUCAUGCACCUAAAGCACAUCGCCAUGAGGCUGCCGGACUCUCUGCCCAUAUUUGAGCUGCUGGUAUUGGUGUCGGACGAGUUCCCUCAGCUGUGCGUCGGGGUGAGGGACUUUAGCAAUGGGAAGCAGCCAAUCAGCCAACAGCUCAAGUUUGAUAUUAUAGAGCUGAACAGCACGCCUAUCUCAGCACCAGAUAGCGGAGCACUCGGGGCGGUGCAGGUGACCCAAAUGGACAGAGACACUGUUCUCAUCGCAUUAGAACAAACUGUGAAGAUAGUGAACCUGCGAGGACUUCCAUCCAAAGAGCUGGCCGCCGAGAUGGUCUUCGACUUCCCCAUCGAAGCUCUAGUCUGCUUACAGGACAGCGUGCUGGCUUUCUGGAAGCACGGCCUCAAGGGGAGGAGUUUCCAUUCCAAUGAGGUGACGCAAGAAAUUACAGAUCAGAGUCGAGCAUUCCGAGUCUUGGGAACAAACAGGGACAUCAUCCUUCAGAGCACACCAACAGACGAGCCCUCCGCCCUCAGCAACCUGUACAUCCUGACCGGACAUGAGAGCAGCUACUGAGAGAGAGAAACGGCACCACUUCUUCAAAAGGCACUCUGGAGAGAAAUGCAGAUCUCUUCCAUAACCCAGUGGUGGAAAAAAACCCAAGCUGCAGCCGACCCCAGCACCGACUCGCUGAGUGACAAAUGUCAGUCUGGAGGUCCGUUGCCCGUCCAGACUCAAACUGCCAGCUGUUUGGCGACACAUGUACAAGAGAGACUUGUUUCUAACUCUUACGUCUGCUGAUUAAAGCUGCAAAAGAAUAAGAUUUUCAUGUCAAAACAAAUGUCUUCCCAGCUUAAAUCCCAGUGAGACUGCUGCAGGGAGCCCAGUUCCACUCCUGGUCUACUGCACUCCGAUGGUAGACAAAUGUGCACAUAAUAUCUGUGACAGCACAACACCCUUUCUGAACUGUUGUUUUGAAGCUUUUGUUUACCGCUUGCUGCUGUCUUUGUCAGUCACUGGAACCAGGACAUUUAGUCAAAUGGGUGUGAUAGGCUAAGACUGUCUGUCCAUCAAUCACAUGAAUGCCCUCAAAGUGAUGAUAUUUCUCAUAAAAGCCACAAAGAUGCUCGGUAAAGGAAGUGAAAGAAAACUGUUUUCCAUUGGUUGAACUGCAGCUUCACCACUCCAUAGGGGGGUCGCCCUAUAUGCACACUGGUCUCCACACAAUAAUGCUGUGUAGUUACCGCAAUUAACACUUUCACUUCAACUCAACUAACAGUGAAAGUCAGAUUUUUCAGAAAGCUCUGAAUGUAUCUAAGUUGGCGCUAAAUGAUACAGAAGACAAAGUUUGGGGCUCGUUGAAAAGUUGUCUAAUAACAUGAAUGCUCCAAAGUUGUAAACACGUAAAUCUUUCACACCAUCCAUCCCAUGUUACCUGAACGCAGCAUACAGUAUAUGUAAUUGAGCUACUAUUGGUGAUUAGGGCCACAUGUGAAAAGUUAAUCUGACUUUAAAAUGGGUUACCCUUCUAUCUAGUGAGUUUGCCAUUUGGUACUGCCGUCCUCAGUGUAUAGUGGGAACUAUUAUACAGUGGACUAAAUGUAUCCCACAAUGCAUCAUGAACAGUAGUGGGCACAGACACUAUAUAUACCAUUAUGCAUGGUCUUUGAUGAAGGAAGAAUGUCGAGAUGAAAGAAAGCGGCACGACUGAGACAAAUCCACGAGUAGUGACACAUCAGAACACAAACAUCCACAAAGCAUUUUGUAUUUAUUAAAUAUGCUUAUUUCUCCAGUUUUGAUUGACAUCUGGAGGGCACACACUUAGCUUUUUCCGUUCUUACCUUUCACAAUAAAAGCCUGAGACAAACACACUGCAUCACUGCCUACCAAGAGGCAACUCAACAAAAAACGGUUAGAUUGUUUUUUUUCUCACAAAAGUUCAAGGUCUGUAUUGGAUAUGGAUGGUCCACCAGCAGUUCAAUUGUGCGACAGCAGUGACAUAACUAACAGUGCAGAGAAAAUGACCCAAGUACCAUCAUCUCAGGAAUGGAGGUCAAAGGUCAAGGUAACUCUCAUCCGUCCCAUUCUUGUGAUGUCUCUGGAGCGCCUGGCACAAACAUCCACCUGGACUCCAGGAUGAACUGAUUAUAAUUUGAGGUCAAACUCACUGACUUCUCAAAACAUAUUUUUGGCCAACUGUGUCCCUCCUCCAUCUGCUUUAUUAUUAAUUCAACCUCAACAUAGGCUGAAUGCACGUUUGAUUCCAUGAGGUUCCAUAGAAACUGAAUGCAAUUAAAGUGUACUUCUACUAGACUAAAAUGUAAAUUCCACUACAUUAGAGUUUUGUAUGUAAUUAUAUGUUAUUUAUGGAAAGGAAACUGUACAAGUAAAACUCACCUUUCCCUGAGAGAUACUUGAAAGACAUAAUAUACAUAUGACUGUUUGGUUUUUAGGUUGUUUUUAUUGUCAUUGUGUAUACAUUUUA
This is a messenger RNA of Cyclopterus lumpus (lumpfish), 4820 nucleotides long. RefSeq names its product mitogen-activated protein kinase kinase kinase kinase 2 (gene map4k2). Gene Ontology annotation, molecular function: MAP kinase kinase kinase kinase activity; ATP binding. Bases 284 to 2911 code for a protein of 875 amino acids. NCBI's taxonomy places the organism in Eukaryota, Metazoa, Chordata, Actinopteri, Perciformes, Cyclopteridae. Gene Ontology annotation, biological process: protein phosphorylation. The record is from RefSeq and is a predicted model, not a curated record. The transcript is spliced from 32 exons.